CCACUCUCCCCUCUCAAACGACCUUCCACACUUUCCUCACGAGUCUCUCUUACUCUUUACCCCAAAUACUUCUCAGGCUGUAAUUACUUCUCACACUCCGAGAAGAUCACGAUGUCGGACCCGUCUGCGCAUGGAAAACUGGACUUGCGAGUUGGAGGCAAGUACCGUCUAGGGAAAAAAAUAGGCUCAGGCUCCUUUGGCGACAUCUAUCUCGGUAUCAACAUCAUUUCCGGCGAGGAAGUAGCUAUCAAGCUUGAGUCCGUUAAGGCUAAGCAUCCCCAGCUGGAGUACGAGUCCAAGGUCUACAAGACCCUUGCAGGCGGUGUCGGUGUUCCGUUCGUCCGUUGGUUUGGUACCGAAUGCGACUACAAUGCGAUGGUCAUCGAUCUCCUCGGUCCUUCUCUCGAGGACCUCUUCAACUUCUGCAAUCGCAAAUUCACUCUCAAGACUGUCCUGCUUCUUGCCGACCAGUUGAUCUCCCGCAUAGAAUACAUCCACUCUCGCAACUUCAUUCAUCGUGACAUCAAGCCCGAUAACUUCCUUAUGGGCAUUGGCAAGCGUGGAAACCAGGUUAACGUCAUCGAUUUUGGUCUGGCGAAGAAGUUUAGGGACCCCAAGACCCAUCUCCACAUCCCGUACAGGGAGAACAAGAAUUUGACUGGUACCGCUCGCUACACCUCCAUCAACACGCAUCUAGGCGUCGAGCAGGCCCGCCGUGAUGACUUGGAGUCCCUUGCCUACGUCCUCAUGUACUUCCUCCGUGGUUCGCUUCCUUGGCAGGGUCUCAAGGCCGCGACCAAGAAGCAAAAGUACGACCGCAUCAUGGAGAAGAAGAUGACAACCCCCACUGACCUGCUCUGCCGCGGCUUCCCCAACGAGUUCGGCAUCUUUCUGAAUUAUACCCGUGCUCUCCGCUUUGACGACAAGCCCGACUAUUCUUACCUUCGCAAGCUGUUCCGCGACCUCUUCGUCCGCGAGGGCUACCAGUACGACUACGUCUUCGACUGGAGCGUUCAGCGGGGUCAGAUGGAGGAGCAAGGUCAAAGCUCUAGCUCCAAGGUCGCUGGGAGGAGGAAGGUGGUUCAGGAGGAGGACCACCGUGGUACCGACAGGAUGUUGCGUUCCCAUACUCGCCAGCAGCAGCAGCAGGCUGGCAUGGUGCCUGGUGCCGUGGGUCAGCAGCGGAGGGGACGUGAUGGUGACAUGUGGUAAAUGACUCCUGUCCGUGGUAAGGAGUUUGUUUGCUAGCACGUCCGGAGCACGCCGAGCGUUGGGGGGUGGGGGGCAGGUGAAUGGUAGCUCGGUAUGGAUCUGUGUCGUCGCAUUCGGAGUCCGGUAGUCGUGCGGGUAUUUCGUCUCGUCCAGUCAGUGCGGCGGACGUCGAGCAAUUUGGGAGGACAUCGCGAUCGCCACCGUCGUUAAGGUGCCGCAGUUCAAGCGAAGUUCGCUAGCCAGCGAUCUUCCUAUGCGCCGUGCACUCGCCAUCGACGUUAUUACACUGGGGAUUGGGAUCGAAGCUCGAUGAAGAUACUCCACAACUACCGGACGCAUAUGGGCCUUAAUUAUCCUUCAAUACGGACGCUUUUUCUCUUCAGGUCUCAACUUUUCCGCGCUCGCUGCGUGGGGCUGUCCGCGCAACUCUCGUGGACCUUGGGACUGCCUCGUCCUUCUAUCGCGUUUAUUGUUCAAUCCCCCUGCGCCGUAUUGGUCGUCUUGUUGGCGGCUCCUUUUUCUUAGUAGUAAUUUUGCCGCCCAAUCUCUGUACCAUUGUCGUCUCAUUCGUCUACUCUCAUCCCUCGUAUAGCACACAUUCCUUCCACCUCUUUCCUGCUUGUUCAUUCCCAUCCAUAUCCCCCCAGUUAUUGCUCUUGUGUUUUUUGUCCUCCCUUCUUCCACUCUGCAGGCCGACCUGUUGAGGCGCGUUGGAAGGGAGAGGGCGCCGCGAUGUAGUUGGAGGGUUGCCCGGAGGCGAGCUCGAGGGGUAGAAGCACCACACGGACAGGCGGCAACUUGGCUCUAACGACUCGUCCAUGACUUCACGGCCUCAUUUCCUUAUUGUCUACCUGCCCUCCGUCGAUACCUCGCGAUGGACGUAUUCCACCCCCGGCGCCGUACUUUCGUCUGCGAUUGGAAGUCACAUAGUAACGCCAAGUAACCCACUCGUUGAAGAAUUGGACUCGUGUGCAGUAGUAGUCUAUCCUGGUCUCGUAAUGUUAUGGAUGUGUCCC
Phanerochaete carnosa HHB-10118-sp is the source of this 2228-nucleotide messenger RNA. RefSeq lists its product as uncharacterized. Gene Ontology annotation, molecular function: protein serine/threonine kinase activity; ATP binding. Bases 112 to 1212 code for a protein of 366 amino acids. Gene Ontology annotation, cellular component: cytoplasm; nucleus. The transcript is spliced from 5 exons. Gene Ontology annotation, biological process: peptidyl-serine phosphorylation; signal transduction; endocytosis. Lineage: Eukaryota; Fungi; Basidiomycota; Agaricomycetes; Polyporales; Phanerochaetaceae. The record is from RefSeq and is a predicted model, not a curated record.